CAGACACACACACAGACAUGGUGAGGACACGGCGGAACUCGGCGGUCGAGGCCGAGCCCAAGACCAACAGCGGCCGCAUCUCGUCCAGGACUCGCUCCACCAGGUCGUCCGUCAAACACGAGGAGCCCAAGCGGGACAAUGGUAAUGAUGAUGCAAGUUUGAGUGAUAGCCAGAUUGAACCACCAGCAAAACGUAGGCGAAGGAAUGCAGACACAGUUUCUAGUGACCUUUCAGCUGAUCGCAGUCCCCAUAACAGUGGUCCAGCCGAAGAAUGGCGCGGCACACCGAGACCAUCCAGAUUAUCUACUCGUGCAGGUGCUUCAAUACAAAAUGGACAUAGUAGUUUGGUUCUCAGAACUGGAAACCGACGGGAAGCCCAAGAGGAUGGGGAUCACUCGCUCAUGAAUGGAGAUUCGGAAGUUAGGAGAAGUGGACGGGCAAGGAGAAACAAGUUUGAAACCCUUAACCAGAGCCUGCUGUUUGAUCAGUUAGUGAACAGUACUGCAGAGGCUGUAUUACAAGAAAUGGAUAACAUCACCAGCAACAUUAGGCAGAAUCGAAGGCCUGGAGAAGUGGAGCGCCUUAGGAUGUGGGCAGAUACAGAGUUUGAGAACAUGGAUAUGUAUUCUCGUGUGAAAAGGAAAAGGAAGCCUUUGAGAAGAAAUAUGUAUGGAAUGCCUAUCCAUGUUGAAGAAACUAGUGAAGGAGAUGAAGAGGAGGAGGAGGAAGAGGAAGGAAAAGAGGAUGUAGAUGAAGCAGAAGAAGCUGAAGAAAAUGAUAGACCGUACAAUCUGAGACAACGGAAGGCAGUGCAGAGAUACCAAGCCCCUCCAAUAGAGCCUGUUCAUCGGAGACAAAGACAAAGCACACUGUUUGAUACACACCGAUCUCCUGCAAGAAGAAGCCACAUCAGAAGAAAGAAACAUGCAAUCCACAGCAGUGACACCACAUCAUCAUCUGAUGAAGAGCGUUUUGAAAGACGGAAAUCUAAAAGCAUGGCUAGAGCAAGGAACAGAUGUCUACCGAUGAACAUUAGAGCAGAAGAUUUAGCAAGUGGGAUUCUAAGGGAACGUGUGAAAGUUGGUGCCAGUCUGGCUGAUGUAGAUCCAAUGAACAUCGAUACUUCGGUGUGGUUUGAUAGUGUUGGAGGACUUAGCCAGCAUAUUCAGGCACUCAAGGAAAUGGUGGUUUUUCCACUGCUGUAUCCUGAAGUAUUUGAACGAUUCAAAAUUCAGCCACCAAGGGGCUGUUUGUUCUACGGACCUCCUGGAACUGGCAAAACCUUGGUAGCUAGAGCUCUAGCUAACGAAUGUGGUCAAGGGGACAAAAAAGUUUCUUUCUUCAUGCGAAAAGGUGCAGAUUGUCUUAGCAAAUGGGUAGGGGAGUCUGAACGGCAACUCAGGCUUCUAUUUGAUCAGGCUUAUUUAAUGCGACCCUCCAUAAUCUUUUUUGAUGAAAUUGAUGGUUUGGCUCCUGUUCGUUCCAGCAGACAAGAUCAAAUUCACAGUUCCAUAGUGUCUACGCUGCUUGCACUGAUGGAUGGAUUGGAUAACCGAGGGGAAAUAGUUAUAAUUGGUGCUACGAAUAGACUUGAUUCCAUUGACCCUGCGCUCAGGAGACCUGGUCGUUUUGAUAGGGAAUUUCUUUUCAACCUGCCUGAUAAAAAGGCACGAAAGCACAUAUUUCAGAUACAUACUAGAGACUGGAAUCCCAAAUUGUUGCAGCCUUUCCUUGAAGAAUUAGCUGAAAAAUGUGUUGGGUACUGUGGUGCUGACAUUAAAGCACUUUGCACUGAGGCAGCCUUGUUUGCCCUUCGCCGGCGCUAUCCUCAGAUUUAUGAAUCUCGUCAGAAGCUGCAGCUGGAUGUUUCGUCUAUUGUAAUAAAUGCCCAGGACUUCUACCUUGCAAUGCAGAACAUUGUGCCUGCUUCACAACGUGCUGUUUGCUCUCCGGGACAAGCACUCUCCCACAUCAUUAAGCCUCUGCUGGAAAAUGUCUUCAAUGAAAUCUUAAUUGCUUUGUACAAGAUUUUUCCCCAUGCUGAGCAGACAACGAACGAGAACAAAGAUGAUGGUACGAGCAAUGUCCUGGAGGAUUGCAUCUACAGUGAUGAUGAGGAUGAAGCCGCAAUUUUUGACAGUAUUUCAUUAGGAUCACCAAAGAAACAACCACCAGCUCCUAAGCGUAAACCCUUUCUACAUUUCUCUAUGUCAGCGCAUCACCAGCCAACAUCCCAUCGACCUCGGUUGCUUCUCUGUGGAGACAAAGGAUGUGGUCAGAGUUCACAGCUUGCUCCUGCUUUGUUGCAUUCAUUGGAGAGGUUCUCUGUUCAUAGGUUAGAUCUGCCAGCAUUGUACUCCGUCAGUGCCAAAACUCCAGAGGAGUCGUGUGCACAGGUUUUCCGUGAGGCACGUCGAACAGUACCGAGCAUAAUUUACAUGCCUCACAUUCGAGAGUGGUGGGAUGCAGUCAGCGAAACAGUAAAAGCUACUUUCAUGACAUUGCUUCAGGAUAUACCAUCCUUUUCCCCCAUUUUAAUAAUGGCUACCUCUGAAACGGCAUAUGCCGAGCUGCCAGAUGAGAUUAAAUGCAUUUUUGCAGUUGAUUAUGGGGAAAUUAUAGUUCUGCAAAGACCUGGUGAAGAUGAAAGAACAAGGUUUUUUGAAGAUUUAAUACUGAACCAAGCAGCAAAACCACCACCAAGGAAGAAAAAAGCUGCUUUUGUAGCCUUGGAAGUCCUUCAACCAGCACAACCUCCUACACCAAAACAACUGUCAGAGGAAGAGCAGAAACGGAUGGAAGAGCAGGAGGAAAAUACCCUUCGGGAACUCCGACUUUUUCUCAGGGAUAUUACCAAAAGACUGGCCACUGAUAAACGUUUUAGUAUUUUUAGUAAACCUGUGGAUAUUGAAGAGGUUUCUGACUACUUGGAGGUCAUCAAACAGCCAAUGGAUUUAUCAACAAUAAUGACAAAAAUUGACAACCACCAAUAUGAAACCGUGCAACAUUUCCUAACAGAUAUUAGCCUCAUCUGUAGCAAUGCUCUUGAGUACAAUCCUGAUAAAGAUCCUGGAGAUCGUAUAAUUCGGCACAGAGCCUGCACGCUCAAAGAUACUUCCCAUGCAAUAGUCGCGGCUGAACUGGAUCCUGAAUUUAACAAACUCUGUGAAGAUAUCAGGGAAUCCAGGAGAAAACAAGGCAUCUCACCAGUAGAUCAACAAACAAAUCAUAGUGCAACAGCAAAGCGAGAAGAUUCAACUCAAGAUUCAUCUCACAAUUUAGAAGCAAGGACCACAAAUGGGGAAUGCAAGCAGACAAUUCAGAUUAAAAGGAAACCACGUCGACGUUCUAAAUGGGGUCGUGGCAUUAUUAAGAAAUCUAAAAAGGUGAACCAUCUCAAGAAAGACGACUUCAACAAGAGUUAUGAGGCUGAUGGCGAUCUAGGUGAAGAGAGUGAGCUGGCAGAGAAUGGAGAACUGGAAGUGAGUACAGAUUAUCCCGAGGAGAAUGGAGACCUCUCCCUCACCAAUGACGAGUCAUCAUGUGACAUCAUGGAUGUUAACCAGAUGGCAAAUAAACUUGAAAAUGGUACAAUAAAGAAAGAGAGCGCGGGUGUCAAAUCCACUGGCAAAGAAGAUUGUGCAGACUUUUUAACGGAUGGAAACAAUGAGUUUCCUUUAACAAAAGAAAAAGCUGCUCCGGGAGAACAGUGUGUACCUAACGAUGCCUGCAGUGCUGGAAAGGAGUCGGCACCCACUGAGUGCACGUGGAGCGACGAGUCCAUGGCGAGUGCUGAGAGUGAACCCAGUCAGGAGUGUUUGGCUGGUGGGGAAUACACACCUAAUGAUGAUUCUAUCCCUGGUAAAGAUGAUUUGUCUGAUGCAAAGCAUGAACGUGGGAAGGAAUGUGAACAUACCAAGGCAUCCAUGAUUCAGCUUGUGCCAAACGCAAAAAUACCUGUGGUGGAAAAAGACAGAAAGCACCUGGUUGAAGAAAGUUCUCACUCAGAUACUCAUCCAACACAGCCAGAUAUUGUAGUGAAGUGUUCUCAGAAUGAAGAUAUUGCUCUAAAAGCACUAGAAUUGGAAAAGGAUGUUUUGGGCAGUGUGAAGCAGGGGCAGCCAGCACAUGCAGAGCAUCAGACAGUGGUGCAUAUGGAGCAGGUGUUGGAAGACAUUUUGGAACCUAUCCCUCCACUAAUUGUAGACCAUGCACAACUAAAGCAUUUUCUCCAGUUGGCCGUUAAGAAGAGUAAUAACUUCACGGUUGAUCAACUUGAAAAGCUUUAUUCUUUGCUUAGUCAAUGCAUCUAUCGUCAUCGCAAGGAAUAUGACAAAUCUUGUUUACUAGAGAGAUUGUUUGUUUGCUUACUUGGAACUGGACUGAAGCUUCAGUUUGCAGGUCAUCCUGGUUAA
Molecule: messenger RNA, 4415 nt
Organism: Callorhinchus milii (elephant shark)
Lineage: Eukaryota; Metazoa; Chordata; Chondrichthyes; Chimaeriformes; Callorhinchidae
Gene: atad2b
Product: ATPase family AAA domain containing 2B
Exons: 28
Coding region: 18-4415 (1465 amino acids)
Biological process (GO): positive regulation of transcription by RNA polymerase II
Cellular component (GO): nucleus
Molecular function (GO): ATP hydrolysis activity; histone binding; chromatin binding
Source: RefSeq, a predicted model, not a curated record